AAAUAAUAAUUGUAUAGUAUUUAUACAAUAAGUUAUUAUUAUUAUUCACUAUGGCCUGUCAACAACUAACUACAGUUUGCAUUUUUAUUACCACAUGUCAAAUGGUAUAUGGGCCGCUCACAAGAAGUCAAGGCCUCUCUCUCUCUAAUUACCGGGCACGACUUAGGCGCAACAGGGGUCAAUGGAUGGUACCACCGAAAGGCUUCAAAAUAAUGAGUAGGCGAGCCGUCCAUAAUAAUUUUCCGAGGAAUUCGUAUAAGAUACAGUCAUUACCGAACGCUAUUAGGAACAGUAAUCGCGGGUCGUCAUCACCGUUAAGGACCGUAAAAAAGAUCAUCAAAAGGGUCAUUAAAAGGAGCUGUCAACAACUAACUGCAGUGUGCAUUUUUAUGACCACAUAUUAUCAAAUCGCAUCCGGGCAAUUGUCAUUUAUUCAAAGGCUCGCUUUGUCGCGUAACUACCCACAUUCCUUGGUGAACCACGGAGUGUUGAGGCGACCCCCGACUGGCUACCACUAUGAGUCGAGAAGACACAUCAUUGAUACUUAUCCCAGCAAUUCGUAUACUAUAAAAUACGGUCUAUCGCACAUUGUGGGAAGCAACAACAAUAAUGGUGGGUCAAAACCGUCAAAGGGUGGACAAAAAAAGCCCAAAAAAGGGAAAAAAAUGAAGAAAUCUGAUGACGAAGAAGAAUUGGAUGGUGACACCUCUUCGCCUUCCAAGGAUCCACCACCUAAACCAACUGGUAGUCCGACAACCGGGACUCCACCUACAGCCGGUUCUCCACCUCCUCCACCUCCUCCACCUCCUCCACCUCCUCCACCUCCACCAUCGACGUCUGCAGCAUAGUGUGCGCUCUACAGCCAAAGUACUAAAUGGACGGACGGUAGCGAUGGUGUUGGAGUAUUAUUAUCAGCCUUACAAAAAUUAUAACAUGCAGUUUUUUUAAAAAUAAUUUAUCUUUAUGGUUAAUAAAAGAAGUGACAAUACA
Messenger RNA from Myzus persicae (green peach aphid), 990 nucleotides. RefSeq lists its product as uncharacterized. The record is from RefSeq and is a predicted model, not a curated record. The transcript has 4 exons. Lineage: Eukaryota; Metazoa; Arthropoda; Insecta; Hemiptera; Aphididae. The coding region runs from base 51 to 848 and encodes 265 amino acids.